CAAUCCCUAUAAAAAAACCAUCCCUAUUUCUUGCUCCUGGCUGGAUCUCAGCUCUUGAAAGAAAACACGCAAGCGCCAUUAAUGGCAUCCUUGGGAAAAAGAAAAGCAAGCCAGUGAGAGAGAUCAACCGAUUCCAGUUCCUUCUUUGAGAAAUCACAACUGGGAACAAAUUGGAGUGGGACGCACCGAUCAUUCCAAUCCAAAGAUCGUUGUUUUUAUCUUCUUUUUCGUGUUCUCUUUGCGUUGAUUCAGUGCUGGAUUGAGAUUCAGUAAAAAGCGCCGAUCUUUUCUUUGAUUCAGCCUUUGUGGUGAGGGAUUCCAGCCUCAAAAUCAAGUCUUGAGACUUUGUUAUUUGGGGAAUUUGGUGUGCGACAUGGCGAUUGGGAAGUCUGGUCUACUGUCUUGGUUCAAUAAGAAGGUGAUUGAUCCACUCCUGCUGAUUGUCAGAAGGGGUGCUGAACCUAAGCAAUUGGCAUUUUCUACUGCUCUUGGAUUUACUUUGGGUGUGUUCCCAAUUUGUGGAGUCACUGUUAUCCUAUGUGGCAUGGCUAUUGCAUUAAUUGGAAAUCGCUGCCAUACUCCAAGUGUGAUGCUAGCAAAUUUUGUUGCAACUCCAAUUGAGUUUAGUCUGGUGAUACCUUUCCUGCGCUUGGGUGAAAUCAUUUCUGGAGGGCCUCAUUUUCCAUUAACAUCGGAUGCACUGAGAAAGGUUUUCACAGGCCAAGCCACAAGAGACGUACUGCUUAGUAUCUUCCAUGCGUUAUUAGGAUGGUUUGUUGCAGCACCAUUCAUUCUCGGCAUACUUUAUGUUUUUUUCUUGCCAUGUUUCAAGUUCCUCAUUCAGAAGUUCAGUAGUCUUCCGCCCAGCCCGAAAAAGCCGGUUUAUCCUCAGGCAGAGAUCAAGGUUAAAAUGAGAAAUGUGUAGAUUUCUUUGCAGGAAGAUGAUGACUUUUGUUGGCAAAUUUGUUUUACAAUAUCUGUAAAUAUUCAUGCAUCAUUUAACGAUGAUAUGUUGUUGUUUACUCGUGUUUUUCGUUUAACAUACAUCAUCGAUGGUGACAUAACGAUGUUGUGUUAACAAGCUUAAUGCACUAAAAUCCUUUGUUGGUAUGUUUAUGCA
Messenger RNA from Dioscorea cayenensis subsp. rotundata (Guinea yam), 1120 nucleotides. RefSeq lists its product as uncharacterized. The transcript is spliced from 5 exons. NCBI's taxonomy places the organism in Eukaryota, Viridiplantae, Streptophyta, Magnoliopsida, Dioscoreales, Dioscoreaceae. The record is from RefSeq and is a predicted model, not a curated record. The coding region runs from base 374 to 925 and encodes 183 amino acids. Gene Ontology annotation, cellular component: intracellular membrane-bounded organelle.